This is a messenger RNA of Gongylonema pulchrum, 267 nucleotides long. Lineage: Eukaryota; Metazoa; Nematoda; Chromadorea; Rhabditida; Gongylonematidae. The record is from the annotation of a GenBank genome assembly.
AUGGAAAGAACAAAUUUAGAACAUCUUCAGGUACCGGUAAAAGUAGCACGAGAGAUUGGUAUCCGAUUUCCGAACUUGCCGGGUUUUUCAUCCAAUAUGGUUCGUCGUGAAGCACAACUGACGCCAUCCAAUCUGGCAGCUACUGGACCUGCUGGAACAGCAGUCACUACAACUGCAGCUGCUGUGACAAUAUCCGCGGCCGCCUCAGUAUCUGUUGUUUCAUCGUCUUCUUCGGUAUCACCAACAACCACAGCUGCACUAACUUAG